AUGGCAACGAUCGAACUGUCCAGUGCAUGCAUUCUUAGUUCGUUGAUGAAAUCGACUAGCGUAGUUAUGAAUGACUCUCCAACCGCACCAAGAGAUACGUCUAUACAACAACAGCAACAAGAGAUACGUCUAUACAACAACCGCAACAAGAGAUACGUCUAUACAACAACCGCAACAAGAGAUACGUCUAUACAACAACAGCACCAAGAAAUACAUCCACACAACAACCGCAACAAGAGAUACGUCUAUACAACAACAGCACCAAGAAAUACAUCCACACAACAACCGCAACAAGAGAUACGUCUAUACAACAACCGCAACAAGAGAUACGUCUAUACAACAACCGCAACAAGAGAUACGUCUAUACAACAACAGCACCAAGAAAUACAUCCACACAACAACCGCAACAAGAGAUACGUCUAUACAACAACAGCACCAAGAAAUACAUCCACACAACAACCGCAACAAGAGAUACGUCUAUACAACAACAGCACCAAGAAAUACAUCCACACAACACCCGCAACAAGAGAUACGUCUAUACAACAACCGCAACAAGAGAUACGUCUAUACAAAAACCGCAACAAGAGAUACGUCUAUACAACAACCGCAACAAGAGAUACGUCCAUACAACAACCGCAACAAGAGAUACGUCUAUACAACAACCGCAACACGAGAUACGAAAUACUAUACAACAACCAACAUACAUCCAUACAACAACAGCACCAAGAAAUACACAACAACAGAGAUACGUCUAUACAACAACCGCAACAAGAGAUACGUCUAUACAACAACCGCAACAAGAGAUACAUCUAUACAACAACAGCACCAAGAAAUACAUCCAUACAACAACAGCACCAAGAAAUACAUCCCUACAACAUUAGAACGAAGACAUACAUCCAUAUAACAACAGCACCAAGAAAUACAUCCACACAACAACAGCACCAAGAAAUACAUCCAUACAACAACAGCACCGAGAAAUACAUCCCUUCAACAACAGCACCAAGACAUACAUCCAUACAACAACAGCACCAAGAAAUACAUCCAUACAACAACAGCACCAAGAAAUACAUCCACACAACAACAGCACCAAGAAAUACAUCCAUACAACAACAGCACCAAGAAAUACAUCCAUACAACAACAGCACCAAGAAAUACAUCCACACAACAACAGCACCAAGAAAUACAUCCACACAACAACAGCACCAAGAAAUACAUCCCUACAACAACAGAACCAAGAAAUACAUCCAUACAACAACAGCACCAAGAAAUACCUCCCUACACCAACAACAGCACCAACAAAUACCUCCCUUCAACAACAGAACCAAGAAAUACAUCCAUACAACAACAGCACCAACAAAUACAUCCCUACAACAACAGCACCAACAAAUACAUCCCUACAGCAACAGCACCAAGAAAUACAUCCCUACAACAACAGCACCAAGAAAUACAUCCCUACAACAACAGCACCAAGAAAUACAUCCCUACAACAACAGCAACAAAAAUACAUCCACACAACAACAGCACCAAGAAAUACAUCCCUACAACAACAGCACCAAGAAAUACAUCCCUACAACAACAGCACCAAGAAAUACAUCCCUACAACAACAGCACCAACAAAUACAUCCACACAACAACAGCACCAACAAAUACAUCCCUACAACAACAGCACCAACAAAUACAUCCCUACAACAACAGCACCAACAAAUACAUCCCUACAACAACAGCACCAACAAAUACAUCCCUACAACAACAGCACCAACAAAUACAUCCCUACAACAACAGCACCAACAAAUACAUCCACACAACAACAGCACCAACAAAUACAUCCCUACAACAACAGCACCAAGAAAUACAUGCCUACAACAACAGCACCAAGAAAUACAUCCCUACAACAACAGCACCAAGAAAUACAUCCAUACAACAACAGCACCAAGAAAUACAUCCCUACAACAACAGCACCAACAAAUACAUCCCUACAGCAACAACACCAAGAAAUACAUCCCUACAACAACAGCACCAACAAAUACAUCCCUACAACAACAACACCAAGAAAUACAUCCCUACAACAACAGCACCAACAAAUACAUCCCUACAACAACAGCACCAACAAAUACAUCCCUACAACAACAGCACCAACAAAUACAUCCCUACAACAACAGGAAGCCUGAUGGGGUGUGGAAAGGAUACAAUUCCAUGAUCAGUGCUUACACCGAGUUAGACUGGCGGAACAGCCCUUUCACUUUGAACCUCAAGGAUAUCAGCUACACUGUGGGAGAGCGUCUGGGACAAUGGUGGCAGGGUGCAUGCUUCAGACCUGUGAGAAAAAAACGGGUACUGGACAACCUCACUGUCCAGUUCGUCAGUGGUCAGCUGACAGCUGUCCUUGGCAGCUCAGGUACGGCUUGUAAUCAUCUGGUCAACUUGGAAACCUUGGGUACAAUGAAUCACAAUGGAUAA
This is a messenger RNA of Ylistrum balloti, 2457 nucleotides long. RefSeq names its product putative mediator of RNA polymerase II transcription subunit 26. Bases 1 to 2457 code for a protein of 818 amino acids. NCBI's taxonomy places the organism in Eukaryota, Metazoa, Mollusca, Bivalvia, Pectinida, Pectinidae. The transcript has 3 exons. The record is from RefSeq and is a predicted model, not a curated record.